Molecule: messenger RNA, 1071 nt
Organism: Carlito syrichta (Philippine tarsier)
Lineage: Eukaryota; Metazoa; Chordata; Mammalia; Primates; Tarsiidae
Gene: CUNH22orf31
Product: chromosome unknown C22orf31 homolog
Exons: 3
Coding region: 108-1001 (297 amino acids)
Source: RefSeq, a predicted model, not a curated record
AAAGACAGAUGACUAGAAAUAUUAAAACAAAGAGAAAAAGGAUAAAGAAAAUACAUAUUUCUUCCCCCUACUAAGCUAGCUAAAAUAAAAUUUAAGGCAACUGAAAUAUGCAUUCAAUCUACAUGAGACGAGACCCCAGCAUCCCUAUCUAUGGACUCCGACAGUCCAUUUUACUAAACACCAGGCUGCAGGACUGCUAUGUGGACUCACCAGCUCUCAUCAACAUCUCGAUGGCCAGAACAUGUGCAAAGCAGAACAUCAAUGCUCUUGUACCAGGUACAACCUCUUCUUGGGAAGUCGUAAAGGACCCGUUAAUUACCAGUUCAUUCCCCCUGGUUAAGCUUAUGCUCAGGCGGCAACUGAAGGAUAAGUGCUGUCCAGUACCACCCAAGUUUGGAGAAGCAAAACUCUCGAAGAGAUUAAAGCCCAAGGACAGUUCGGUGACGAAAGCCACCCCGCCGGCCAGGAUAAGAAACCCCAUCAGUUCCAGGAGCAAGCAGUCAGCCGGGCAGCUGCUGGGCUCACCUAGGCGCAGGAGGUCUGCAGGAGGCAUCAGAGAGAGUAAAGAAAGUUCAAAGGAGAAAAAACUAACAGUCCGCCAAGAUCUUGAGGACAGAUAUGCUGAACAUGUGGCUGCCACCCAAGCACUACCCUGGGACAGCGGGACAGCAGCCUGGAAGGGCCAACCAUUGCUUCCUGAAAGCCGAAAGAAACAGCAGUUGUCAGAGGACAUGCUAACCAUCCAUGGCCUUCCCACAGAGGGUUAUCGGGCUCUGUAUCACGCUGUGGUGGAGCCAAUGCUGCGGAAUCCUUCAGGAACUCCCAGGAGGUACAGCUUGGAACUGGGCAAGGCUAUUAAACAAAAGCUCUGGGAGGCUCUGUGCAGUCAGGCUGCCAUCCCCAAAGUUGCUCAGAAGGACCUGUCCCUGGGCAGGAAGCGGCCGGGCGUCUAUAAGAAGCCUGUGCUCAAGAAAUGGCCCAAGUUAAAGAGCAAAAAAUAGGAACAGGAACUCAUGGUGUUAGGACAUUCUCUGCUAGAUGUCUGAAAAAUAAACACCAAUUUGUACCUUC